Messenger RNA from Brassicogethes aeneus, 2720 nucleotides. The record is from the annotation of a GenBank genome assembly. NCBI's taxonomy places the organism in Eukaryota, Metazoa, Arthropoda, Insecta, Coleoptera, Nitidulidae.
GAAGACAAGGUAGCGUGGAGGUCAUUGACCUUGAUGUCAAGGACAGGUCCUGAAUAUGGUUAAGUUAACUGUGCAGUAGUGGUAUCGUCACAAACCGCGGGUACCUGUAUAACUGAUACUGAUGUAUACAUGUAGUAGCUUAACACGAACGGUGGAGUGGUGAAGUGAAGACGAAGAAGAAGACUUGGUUGGGCCGCAACGGUAAAUUAAGUGAUUUAUUCUAUCGCGUAUGAAUGAAUCAAAAGUCUUCGGGUGAUUGUUCGUAGUUGCGAUGCACUAGGUUUGGUGUUUACGAUCUCAGUGUGCCCGAUUUGUGUCUAACAAACCGCUAAUAUGUGCAGGACCAGGAGUUCAGCUCUCGUGGUAUUAUUGUGCAGUGUGCUAUUAAGGGUUCAGGCCCAAGACGAUUCUUUAGCCGGCAGUUUUCUGUCAGGACUUUUGGACACAAUAACAAGCACUGCCGACUCCAAAGACUGUCCUGGAGUGUGCGUGCAUGCUUUAGCCACGAUUAUUUGCUAUGACGUGUUAGAAGACAUAACAUGCCCGAACCCUUCUAUGAAGUGUUGCGUGGAACCACCAGCCCCAAACACAACGGAUAUAAUUCAACCGACGAACGCAACAACGACAAUAUCGACGAGGCCUUCAACCACAACGACGCAAUCGACGACCACAACGGCAGCAACGACAACGAUAACGACAACUUCAGCGACUGUCGUUACGACAACAACGCCCAUAACGACUACCUCAAAUCAGGUUGGACCUGAAAAAAACGCCCAAAACACAACCAACGACGUUAAAAAUAACACUUCUGAAAAAGCCUGUCCAGGUGUAUGCGUGGCCGAGCGAAUAGCCGACUAUUGCGAGGCGAUUUUGCCGACUGAAAACUUGUGCAAACCCGGCCUGAGAUGUUGCGUAUCCAGCGACGCGUUUGGCGAUAAACCUCCACCAAAUUUAAUAAUCCCCACGAAAACCAAAGGCAACUAUUCGACUUAUUCGAAGCCGGAAGUGAGAACGACUCCUAAGCCGACAACUCCUUUAACAACGGUCGCUUCAAAGCAACCGACAACUCCGGCGAAAUAUACACCUUCAGUUUUGAAGCCGUGCAAAGGAGAGUGUGUCAGUGGGUUGUUCGCUUUGUUUUGCGAUGAUAUUGACUCUGAUGCUGACUGCCCGAAUGAGGGAAGUUGCUGCAUAACUGUUCCAUUAAAUGAAGAAUCUCCGGAACCGCCCGCAAGGGUUACCACCACAACUUACCGGCCUACGACGAGAGACCCGGGGCCUCGAUGCCCAGGUUUUUGUUUGUUAAACAUAAUGGCGGCUUUCUGCGAAAGGCCUUCGGUUCUCAUACCGCACACUUCAAACUGCCAGAGGGGCUCGAUUUGCUGCGAUAACACUAGAGGGGCCACCACACAACCCAGACCUAGACCUAGACCUGUACAACCUUCAACCACGACGACUACCACCACGGUAGAUCCCAGACCGGAAUGUCCUGGAUCGUGUAUUGUUUCAUAUCUAAGCUUUACUUGCUUCAGAAAUGCUGAAAUGACUGAGGUUUUUAAAUGUAGAAAAUCGGGAACUAAAUGCUGCGCACCAAAAACCUUGAUUAAAGAAGCCAGCAAUAAAGAAGAUACAGGGAUGAAAGAUAGUACUAUAGAAAACUCUAUACCGCAUACUACUACGUCACCGCUAACAGUCACCACAACAACUGAAAUCAGCAAAUCCAUCUCAACUACGACGAGAUCUCCGAUUUAUAGUAAAUACGUGUGUGGUGUGAAGGGUACAUCAAGAACGGGAAGAGUCGUUGGUGGUGAGGAUGGUGACCAAGCUGAAUGGUGCUGGCAAGUUGCACUCAUCAAUUCUUUGAAUCAGUAUCUUUGUGGCGCUGCCCUUAUAGGAACGCAAUGGGUUUUGACUGCAGCACAUUGUGUGACAAAUAUUGUUCGUUCUGGAGAUGCGAUAUACGUGAGAGUUGGAGAUCACGAUCUGACCAGGAAAUACGGAAGUCCCGGGGCUCAGACUUUAAGAGUGGCGACCACGUACAUUCACCAUAACCACAACAGUCAGACUUUGGAUAACGAUAUAGCUUUAUUGAAGCUGCACGGGCAAGCCGAGUUGAAGGAAGGAGUUUGCUUGGUGUGCCUACCGGCUCGCGGUGUUAACCACGCUGCCGGGAAAAGAUGCACUGUCACGGGUUAUGGGUACAUGGGUGAAGCUGGACCUAUACCGUUGAGAGUAAGGGAAGCUGAGAUACCCAUAGUAAGUGAUGCCGAGUGCAUCAGGAAGGUGAAUGCGGUAACUGAAAAAAUAUUUAUUCUUCCCGCCAGCAGUUUUUGUGCUGGUGGUGAAGAAGGAAAUGACGCUUGUCAGGGCGAUGGUGGAGGGCCAUUGGUUUGCCAAGACGAUGGUUUUUAUGAAUUGGCAGGACUGGUUUCAUGGGGUUUUGGUUGUGGUAGAAUAGAUGUACCAGGUGUUUAUGUAAAAGUGUCAUCGUUCAUCGGUUGGAUUAAUCAAAUUAUCAGCGUAAAUAAUUUGUAAAUUUUUGACGAAAAAAAAAUAAGAAAACCAAAAAAUCAAUUUUAAAUUAUUUAUUUUUAUGAAAUGAUUUUUAUUUAAGUGUACAUAUUUAAAUUUUCUACAAAAAUUUUAAAACUAAAAAAUUGUUACCAAAUAAGAUUUACCCUAUUUUCAUAUUAUGAUGAUGUAGUAUCCGACAAAUACAA